CCACGUCCUGCGACUUUUCCUGACCCGGAAACAAACCAUGAAUUUCUAGCUGCUAUUUGCAGUUAUGUUUAUAUCAGUUUAGAGGUGGUUAAUUAAGUUUGUUCCUCUUCUGGACAGUAAUUGGGAAGAUCAGCAGUUGUAGAGGUAUCGGUUUGUGUAAACUGAGGAAGGCACAGUGCAAACAAACAAACAAAAACAAAAGUGGGAGUCUGAGGGUGGAAUAAAGAGCGCCUCUUUCUCCGGGGGCAACAUCAGGAACCGGAGUUGAGGUUGCAGUUGGUGCCAUGGAGGUGGACUACUACUCCGGGGAUCUGUCCGAUGAUGGUGGUGCCACUCCUGUACAGGAUGAGCGUGAUGUGGAUUCUGAGGCUGAAGAGGUGAAUGCAAAGCAUUCUGGGUCUGAAUAUGGCAGCACCCCAUUACAGCAGUCUGAGAAUGAACACAGUGAUAGUGAGUACCACAGCCUUUCAGCCAGUAACAGAAUUAAAUCUGAUGAAGACAGUACCUCAGAAAAUGAGGAUGCCAUGCAAAACAAUGAAAGUGAUAUUGAAAAUGAAACUCAGAAACGUACUUUGAGUGAUCUAGAAGAUGAAGAUGCUUCCAGAACCAGAGGUAGCGAUUCAGAUAAUGAUAUUUCCAGGCACAAUAGUGAUUCUGAACAUGAGCCAUCCACCAGAAGUAGGGGAGGUGACUCUGAAAAUGAAGAUACCCACAAAGGAAGAGGAAGCGAUUCAGAAAAUGAAGAUACCCACAAAGGAAGAGGAAGCGAUUCAGAAAAUGAAGACAUCCACCCACUCAGAGGGAGUGAAUCAGAAAAUGAGAAUGAAGUCCAACAGAGAGACAGUGACUUUGAUGCGCCAAAAAUGAGAGGGAGUGACUCUGAAAAAGAGGAACGGUCAGGACAUGAAGGGAGUGACUCUGAACCCGAUGUUACUUCCAGGCACAGGGGCAGUGACUCUGAGGAUGGUUCCAAGCUUAGGGGAAGUGAUUCUGACAAUGAUGCCACCUCUAAAGCUAGAGGGAGUGACUCUAACAAUGAAGGUUCUAUCAAACGUAGGGAGAGUGACUCUGAUAGUGAAUACAACAUAAAACGUAGGGCUAGUGACUCUGACAAUGAGGAUGCUGUAAAACCUAGAGGGAGUGACUAUGAAUUUGAGGGAUCCCCAAAACAUAAAGGGAGUGACUCUGAAAAAGAUGCCCCAAAACCUAGAGUAAGUGACUCUGAAGAUGAGGUCCUUCCUGGUCGCAGAAAAACACAGUCUAAAAAGAGGGCUGCCAAACACAAAGCAAGUGAGUCUGAAAACGAGAUUGUCCCCAAACCCAAGGGAAGUGAUUCAGAAGAUGAGAUCAUGCCUAGGCCUAAGGUGAGUGACUCUGAAAGUGAGAAUGCUGUUAAGUCUAAGGGGAGUGACUCUGAGAAAGAGACUUCUCCCAAACCUGGUAACAGUGAUUCUGACAGUGAUGUUGCCAAAAGGCAGAAGCAGCAUUCUGUGCAGAAUACAGACCAUGAUAAAGCAUCUGACUCUGAAAAUGAAAAUGUUCAAAGGCCCGGUGAUAGUGACUCUGACAAUGAAGUGAUGCAGAGAAAGAAACGCAAAAUUAUAACUGAAGAUGACAGUGAAGAAGACAGCAAAAAUAGCAUUCACAAAAAGAAGGAAAUACAAGACUCUAAUAGUGAGGAUGAAGUGAAAACCUCAAGGCCAGCUAUUAGUGAUGGAGAAAGUGAAGAUGAAGGUCCCAAACAAAAGAAGGCUGAAGAUAGUGAUGAUGAUGAGGAGGAUAAAGAUGAUAGAACAGUGAAAAGAAAAGCAGCAAUACUGUCUGACAGUGAAGAUGAGGAGGAAAAGAAGCCUAGUAAAAAAAGCCGCAUCUCAUCUGAUGUUGAAGCUUCUGACACCGAUGCUGCUUCUAUCAAGUCUGACACUAAGCCAAAGGGACUAGCUUUUGACAGUGAGGAGGAAGAUGAUAGAGGAAAACUGAAGAAGACCUCUGGGUCGCAGCUGUUUGGAAGUGACAGUGACUCUGACAAUGCUGAAGAGAACCUGAUAGCAGAUAUCUUUGGAGAGUCCGGUGAUGAAGAGGAGGAGGAGUUCACGGGCUUUAACCAAGAGGAUCUUGAAGGAGAGCGGGAAACUGUCAUUGCUGAGAAACCUAAAGGAAAGAGAGCUGCCGAAUCAGACUCUGAUGAAGGCGUCAAAGAAAGUGGGAAAUUCCGAGACUUUGUGUCUGAUUUCGAUGUGAUGUUGCAACAGAAAAAAGCUUUGAGCAAGAAGCGUCGGCGGAACAAAGAUGGCGGUACAUUCAUUAGUGAUGCAGAUGAUGUUGUUAAUGCAAUGAUUACCAAAAUGAAUGAAGCUGCUGAGGAAGACAGGCAACUGAACAUCCAGAAGAAGCCAGCCCUGAAGAAACUUACACUGCUGCCAACUGUCAUCAUGCACCUCAAAAAACAAGACUUGAAAGAGACAUUUAUUGACAGUGGUGUAAUGUCUGCCAUCAAGGAAUGGUUGACACCUUUGCCAGAUCGAAGUCUUCCUGCACUAAGAAUUCGUGAAGAACUGCUGAGGAUUCUCCAAGAGCUUCCACUUGUCAGUCAGGAAACACUGAAGCAUAGUGGGAUUGGCCGGGCUAUUAUGUAUCUCUACAAGCAUCCUAAGGAAUCGCGAGUCAACAGGGACAUGGCAUGGAAGCUAAUCAAUGAGUGGUCAAGACCAAUAUUUGGACUCACUUCCAACUUCAAGGGGAUGAGCAGGGAAGAGAGAGAGCAACGUGACAUUGACCAGAUGCCACUUCGUAAGCCGCUCACACCUAGUAGUGUUGGAGGGCAGACUCCUCGUCGAGACCUGGAGAAGGUGCUAACAGGUGAAGAGAAAGCCUUGAGGCCUGGUGAGCCUGGAUUUUGUGCUCGUGCUAGAGUGCCAGUACCAUCCAACAGAGAUUAUUUGGUGCGACCCAAGUGGAAUACCGAUCCUGAAGGUUCACGGGGACCUAUUAGAAAGGGAAUUUCACGUCUGGAAAAGCAUAAACGUCACUUUGCUGAAAUUAGAAGACUUAAAAAGGCUCAGAGAGCUGUGAAAAUAAGCAUAGAAGGCAAUCGGAUGCCCCUGUAGCCAGUGAUUGGAGGGAAAUGUGGACCUAUGAAAAAACCAGUAUCUCGAAUAGACAAACAAAUGCGAAGGUUUUCUGACCUGAAGAGGAUGAAGAAAUCAAUGCACGCUGUUAAGAUC
Molecule: messenger RNA, 3224 nt
Organism: Protopterus annectens (West African lungfish)
Lineage: Eukaryota; Metazoa; Chordata; Ceratodontiformes; Protopteridae
Gene: IWS1
Product: interacts with SUPT6H, CTD assembly factor 1
Exons: 17
Coding region: 285-3107 (940 amino acids)
Biological process (GO): poly(A)+ mRNA export from nucleus
Cellular component (GO): nucleus
Source: RefSeq, a predicted model, not a curated record